Molecule: messenger RNA, 960 nt
Organism: Entamoeba invadens IP1
Lineage: Eukaryota; Evosea; Mastigamoebida; Endamoebidae
Exons: 2
Coding region: 1-960 (319 amino acids)
Biological process (GO): G1/S transition of mitotic cell cycle; regulation of gene expression; signal transduction
Cellular component (GO): cytoplasm; nucleus; cyclin-dependent protein kinase holoenzyme complex
Molecular function (GO): cyclin-dependent protein serine/threonine kinase activity; cyclin binding; ATP binding
Source: RefSeq, a predicted model, not a curated record
AUGGAAGUUGAGCCAACACAGGAGAUUUAUUAUGAAGUUGAAAAUCGUCGUUUUAAGAAAGAAGGUAACACGGAUGCGGAUAAUUUGGGACAUGGUGCGUAUGGGUCUGUCACGCGCCGAAUAGACUUACAAACAAAACAACGAGUUGCGGUGAAACGAUUUGACUUAGGACAAAAAGACAAACAGAUAACGGAGUCGUUUGAAGAGUUUCCUUUAGAAAUCUUACGUGAGAUCAAAGUGUUGCGGGAGCUUCAGCACGACAACAUAGUCCCCGUUGUCGACUUCUAUUUCCAUCGAAAUGAAUUGUUUAUGGUGAUGGAGUAUGAGCCAAGUGAUUUACAGCAAGAGAUUCAUGACAAGACCGAGUUAAAAAAUGACCCGCAGCGAAUACAAAAGUAUUUACAUAUGAUUCUGUCUGGUGUGGGUUAUCUCCAUGCCAAUUUCUUACUUCACCGGGAUUUGAAGCCAGCAAAUAUAUUGGUUUCAAACAACGAUAUCUUGAAAAUAGCAGAUUUUGGAUCGGUGAGGCCAUUUGGAAGUAGUUACGACCAAUUCACAAAAGGUGUUAUAACCCCAUACUAUAGACCACCAGAAGUUUACUUUGAAGCACCUAUAUAUGGCCCAGCAGUCGAUGUCUGGAGCAUCGGGUGUAUCUUCGCCGAAAUGUGUAGUGGACAGAUCCUCUUUUGUGAUGAACGGUCGAUAGUCUCUUCGAUGUAUCAAAUAUUGGGAACACCAAACAGUGGACCUUCGACGAAAUGGGAGGGCGUCGAUAAGAUGAAAGGGUAUAAUAAGCCUCUCCAAGAGAUAUCAAUAUCGUCCCUUCAUAGAUACGUCAACAUCGAAGGCGCUGGCUUUGAUUUACUCCAGAAGAUGUUACGGUAUGACCCCAAUAGAAGGGUUUCGUGUGAGAAAGCGCUGAGCCACCAAUAUUUCAGUGAUAUGAUCCAGUUUGAUUGA